Messenger RNA from Medicago truncatula (barrel medic), 1001 nucleotides. RefSeq lists its product as uncharacterized. Gene Ontology annotation, molecular function: polysaccharide binding. The coding region runs from base 27 to 938 and encodes 303 amino acids. The transcript has 3 exons. Lineage: Eukaryota; Viridiplantae; Streptophyta; Magnoliopsida; Fabales; Fabaceae. The record is from RefSeq and is a predicted model, not a curated record.
CAGAGAAUAACCCUUCUCCUGCUCUAAUGGAAUCAUCCGUAUGCUUCCUCCAAACUACGGUUGUUAUUUUGAUAUUAGUGUAUCAUCAUCAUCAUCAAACAUGUGAGGCUACCAAUAGUAAUAAUAACCAAACAAAUUGUCCACCUUCUUCAUGUGGCAAACUCACAAACAUAAAACAUCCGUUUCGACUCAAGAAUGAUCCAACAACCUGUGGUGAUCCGAGGUACGAGUUAUCCUGCGUAAACAACAUCACAACGUUAACUUUGCUUUCGGGUAACUACAAUGUGAAGUCAAUCAACUACGAUAACUACACAAUCAGACUAGUUGAUCCUGGAAUUCAAGAGGAUGAUUGCUUCUCCAUUCCUCGUUAUUUCUUAACCAAAUCCAAUUUCACAAGUUAUUACAGUAAUAGCAAACGCGAGGAUCCAUACGGAUUUGAUUAUGCAUCUUGGUUCGAAUACAUAACUUACUUGAACUGUAGCAAGCCAGUGAAGGACGAUCCUGAUUAUGUGGACACAGCUCCGUGCAGAGUGAACUGGGACUCCAACUCCACUGAUCAUGUUUAUGUGAUCGCUCGGCGCAUAAGUGCUCGAAAAUUAAAUAUUGAUUGCCACGUGAAGCUUGUUGCUAUGUCAGCAGCUCCUGCUUUUAUCUCUCGGAGUGAUCAACACCAUUUUUCUUACGCGGAAAUUCACGGAAUGCUAAGCUAUGGAUUUGAAAUUUCGUGGAUUACACGUGCUUGUGAAGAUUUUUGUGACUUAAAACGACAAGACUGCUCCAUGGAUCGAAUUAACACCGGACCUUUGAUAUGUCUAAGUCGUGUUUGCACUGCUCCAUUCGGAUACAACAUCUUAUGUGAACAUAUGUCAAGGCUGAACAUCUUGAUCGAAGAUAUAACAAUUGGCUUUUAUAAAGGUAAUAUUUUAUCUUUUUCUUAGAGGUAUUUUAUUAUGUUCUGUUGUUUACGGUUAUUUAUUUACUACUAUUUUUCAUCUUUGAUU